UGUUAGUCACAUGUCACAUGUUAUUGAAGAUCCCAAUUAUCUCUUUGCUAAAGAUCACAAGGAGAGACCAUGUUUUAACAUAUAAAAUAUAGCGAAUGUAUAAAGCUCACACUGAGCCUCGAGACCAGUUCUUAAAGUAAAGCGCGCUUGCGAUUGCGGAUCAGUCAUGGACAAGGGCAACGCACUGUUGCAGAUACACUUGGAAAGACCUCUCUACGAACACGAAACGCUGAAUCAGAAUUAUGAUUACGAGAAGCCAAAAUCAUCCUUGAUGCGGGAUGCAAUGAACGAUGUUAAAUCGAAGAACUGGCAGUCCUGCGUAGGGUCAACGGUACCGGUGAUACGGUGGCUUAGCCGAUACACGUGGAAGGAAGACAUAGUACCUGAUAUCAUUUCGGGUCUAACUGUGGCGAUUAUGCACAUACCGCAGGGUAUGGCCUACGCGCUCCUGGGAAAUCUACCGCCGGUGGUUGGCAUAUACAUGGCCUUCUUUCCUGUCUUCGUGUAUUUCUUCCUCGGCACCUCCAAGCACGUAUCCAUAGGAACUUUCGCCGUGGUUUGCCUAAUGACCGGCAAAGUAGUAACGUUUUACUCGAGUCCACACGCGGGACACACGUUUGCGAAUGUCUCGGAUGCCGUUUCGCAAAAUCUCGAGGAUGUCGCAUAUGUAUAUACACCUAUGCAGGUAGCAACGGCUGUGACACUAAUGGUCGGGAUACUUCAGAUAAUAAUGUAUACAUUCCGAUUGGGCAUUGUGACAACGUUGCUCAGCGAAACUUUAGUCAACAGCUUUACGACAGCAGCUGCCGUUUACGUUUUAAUAUCUCAAAUCAAGGAUCUUCUUGGUUUAAAACUGCCAAAGCAAAAAGGUUACUUUAAACUGAUUUUUACUGUUAUAGAUAUAUUUAAAGAAAUUAAAAACGUCAAUAUAGCUGCUACAGUAGUAUCAACUGUAUCAAUUGUUAUUCUUGUUUUUAACAAUGAAUUUCUAAAGCCAAGAGUGAACAAAAAAUGCAGCAUACCAAUACCCAUUGAACUUAUUGCAGUGAUUGGUGGGACAUUGGUCUCUCGUUAUUGCGACUUACCAAAGAUUUAUAAUAUCGAAACUGUCGGACAUAUUCCCACGGGACUUCCUAAGCCAGAGGUGCCAAGUUUUGAAUUGUUACCUUUAGUGUUGGUCGAUAGUAUUGCGAUAACCAUGGUUUCGUAUACCAUCACCAUAUCAAUGGCAUUAAUAUUCGCGCAAAAGCUCAACUACGAGAUAGAUUCGAAUCAAGAACUCUUUGCAAUGGGCUUUAGUAACAUAAUGGGUUCCUUCUUUUCGUGUAUGCCAAUAUCGGCAUCCUUGAGUAGAUCUCUCAUUCAGCAAACCGUCGGGGGACGUACACAGAUAGCGAGCAUUGUGUCUUGCUUAUUACUGCUCAUUAUACUUUUGUGGAUUGGACCAUUUUUUGAGCUUCUACCGAGAUGUGUCUUGGCUUCCAUAAUAGUUGUAGCAUUAAAAGGAAUGUUUCAACAAGCCAAUCAGCUCGUUAAAUUUUGGAAAUUGAGCAAGGCCGACGCUAUAAUUUGGAUCGUAACAUUUCUCGUCGUGACACUGAUAAAUAUCGACGUCGGAUUACUCGCGGGAUUGCUCGUGUCACUGAUUAUGAUUCUACUGCAAGUUAUUCGGCCUUACACAUGUCUGUUGGGUCACAUACCACAUACAGAUCUGUACUUAGACAUGGGUAGAUACAAAGCGGCAAUAGAGAUACAUGGGAUAAAAAUUAUUCAUUAUUGCGGGACUUUGAAUUUUGCCAAUAACAGCUACUUCAAGUCUCUCGUAUACAGACUUGUAGGAGUGUGUCCGCAAAAAAUUAUCAAGUACAGAAAAUUGACCGAGGAGGGUCGUUUCUUGAAAGAGAAAAAUUCUAGGGGGACGUGCGACGUGCAGUGUAUAAUAAUGGAUAUGAGCGCGUUGAGUUAUAUCGAUCCUAGUAGCGUUCAGGUAUUGCAUGUAAUCGUAGAGGAAUUCACGCGGGUGAAUAUCGAGUUUUAUUUUGUCAAUUGUCCUAGUCCUAUUUUCGAAACGAUCAAGAAAUGUGAUCUAUAUAUCUAUGGGACGAUGUCGUUGAAAAUCUUUGCAACUAUACAAGAUGCCAUCGCUUAUUUUCAAAAUGAGAUCACCUCAAGAUAAUAGAAAAUAGUUUUCUAUUGUUAUGGCGUAUAUAUUUGUUAUAUAACUAUUAAUGUGUGAUGGAGGAAUGAAUAUGAUUUGAACGUGCAUUUCACACUAUUUUUUCUCUAUGAUAUUACGUCUUUGCAAGAUACUUAUAUUGUUCGUGAAAAUGAUACAAGCGUAAGAAUUAUAUUUUUUACUUGUUGUUAAUAUUUUACAAUACAGCACAAGAUGCAUUGUGUCACAUUAUGCAAUUGAUAGA
This is a messenger RNA of Temnothorax curvispinosus, 2420 nucleotides long. RefSeq names its product solute carrier family 26 member 10. The coding region runs from base 167 to 2176 and encodes 669 amino acids. The transcript is spliced from 11 exons. Gene Ontology annotation, biological process: transmembrane transport. Gene Ontology annotation, molecular function: oxalate transmembrane transporter activity; bicarbonate transmembrane transporter activity; chloride transmembrane transporter activity. The record is from RefSeq and is a predicted model, not a curated record. Gene Ontology annotation, cellular component: membrane. Lineage: Eukaryota; Metazoa; Arthropoda; Insecta; Hymenoptera; Formicidae.